This is a messenger RNA of Diuraphis noxia (Russian wheat aphid), 605 nucleotides long. RefSeq names its product pancreatic lipase-related protein 2-like. Gene Ontology annotation, biological process: lipid catabolic process. Gene Ontology annotation, molecular function: serine hydrolase activity; lipase activity. NCBI's taxonomy places the organism in Eukaryota, Metazoa, Arthropoda, Insecta, Hemiptera, Aphididae. The record is from RefSeq and is a predicted model, not a curated record.
CAAACGUCAACGUCUGGAUGAUCGAUUACCGCGAAGUCGCGCCCGGGCCCCAUGCGUGUUAUUUCGCUGCGGUGUUCAACCUGCCGGCGGUAGGGAAGUGCAGUGCCCAGUUCGUGCGUAAAAUCAUUGAGCUGUCCGAGGUGGAAUUGCCCGAAGAGGUGAUGCACGUGAUUGGGUUCAGUCUAGGAGGCCAAUUAGCCAGUCAGAUAUCCAAAAACCUUAAUCCCAUCAAGUUGCCGAGAAUCACGGGACUGGAUCCAGCCUUGCCGUUGUUCUACAGCUCACACCUUAACAGAAGACUGAGUAGCAACGAUGCUGAUUUUGUGGAUGUGAUACACACGGACGCAAUGAUCGAUGGCCAGUUGGCGCCAUGCGGUGACGUAGACUUUUAUGUUAAUGGUGGAUUAUCACAACCGGCCUGCCACAACAGCUCAAGUCAGUUCAGUUGUGAUCAUCAUAUAGCUCCGACAUACUUCGCCGAGAGCAUCAGAUCGAAAACGGGAUUCUGGGCUUGGCCGUGUCCGAGUACGUUUGACUACUUAACUGGCAAGUGUCCACGGCAAGGUGACCUUGAGUUGAUGGGAGAGUGSGUGAAUCACACGUGA